AGUAGCACAGCGUCACGUGAUCAGAGGAACAUCCUCUCCCGGCAGUCAGUGGGUGAAGCACGUGGUGAAUACAUAAACAGUAAUAACGACCUAAACUCCUGGGAUUUACAGUCCAUCAGCCAUCAGGAGAUCACAACAUGAAGAAUAAUUUGUGUGUCCAGGCUACUAAUGACUUCAGUACGCUUAGUAAGGUUUCCACUGCUUCUCUGGACUAUUUUCCAGAUAAAUUCCAAAAAUAUUUUGUGAGUCGGACAUGCAGGAGGGCUCCACUAAUCCACAGGGGAUACUACGUUCGCUCUCAGGCUGUCAAUCUCUGUAUAAAGGAGUUUCUGGAGGAUACCCAGCAAUGUCACCACAGACAGGUUUUGUCAUUGGGGUGUGGCUUUGAUGCGUUGUAUUUUCGGCUGUGCGCAGAACAUACCCCAGGAGAGCUGUGUGUUUGGGAAGUUGAUUUUCCUGCUGUCGUCCAACGAAAACAUCUUUUGAUUGAAGAGACAGAAGUCCUGCGAAAUCUGCUUGGUUCUCAUGAAGCAAGUUCGUACUCCGAUGGCUUGGUACUUUCUGCUACAAAUUAUAGGCUCCUUGGUGUGGAUCUUUGUGAUGUUUCCACUCUGGAAAGCACCCUGGAAAAGGCUGGCAUUAUGUGGGAUUGCCCAACACUCGUGCUUGCAGAGGUGGUACUAUGUUAUAUGGAUCCGGCAAGAUCAACGGCUCUAAUUGAAUGGGUAGCAAAACGGUUUGCAAGAUCACGCUUUGUUCUGUAUGAGCAAAUUACUCCAAAUGACCCAUUUGGCCAAGUCAUGAUGAAUCAUUUCCUUUCAUUGAACUCCCCACUGCACUCUGUGACAGCCUUUCCUUCGCUCCAGGAUCAGAGAGAACGGUUCCUGCAGCAGGGCUGGGAGCAGUGUCGCAUCAUUGACAUGAAUGAAUUCACUGUAACUUGUAUUUCUGUUGCUGAGAGAAUACGCGUUGAAUCCUUGGAACCAUUUGAUGAGUUUGAGGAGCUCCAUCUGAAAUGUUCCCAUUAUUUUAUUCUUGUUGCUUCUCGUGGAAGUCUGGCAGUUAAGCCCGUCUUGCGGUCAGUGUCAGAUGCAGACGUACCAAUUAAUCCAACUCCUGCUGUUUCUGGAUCCUUAUUCGUUCAUUCUCUGCUACAGACAUUUAAUAGUGUUCGUCGAUUUGGCCACCGUUCAUGUCUUACGUCUUCUCAUCACAUUAUCACAACGGGUGGCUUUGGUGAAGGUGAUGGAAAGCACAAGAGAUUAACAGACAUCCAUGUGCUGCUAUAUGGAAAAGACACCUGGGACAGAGAGCAGACAUUUAACCAAUGGGAUGGGCGCCUGCAUCAUUCGUUCACACCCCUUUCUAAUGGAGGAGAGCUCCUGGUUCUUGGUGGUCGUCUGUCGCCAUCACACCCCGCUGUUGGAGCUCUAGUUUUGAAAUAUGAUGAAGAAGAACAAGUGAUUAAAGUAACACAUAAAGAAGUUCAGCUGGAAAUAUUUCGCUGGAGACAUACUGCCAUUGAGGUGUUUCUGUGUGGUCAAGUUUAUGUGUUCAUAUUUGGUGGUCGAACUGGGUCAUGUAUGGCAAUGCAGGACACACUGUUUCUCGAUCCUGACAGUCUGAAUUCUAUAAAGAUAUCUGUAUUGGGGAACUCUCCGUCGUGCCGACACUCUCACAGCUGUUGUGGAUGGAAUGGUGGAGCUGUGAUAUCAGGGGGUCUUCUAAGUAGUGGGAGACCAAGUGGUUCAGUCACAUUGCUGAAACCCUAUUCCUCUCAAUUCCAGUGGGAAAAGUUGAAGACCACUCCCCCACUUACUCCCAGGUAUUCUCACACCUCCCAUGUAGUAAAUGGAAAGCUUGUUCUUGUUGGAGGGAUCUGGUUUGUUUCUAAUUCAGUACCAGGACUGGCUGUGAUAGAUUUGAAAACUGGUCACUGUGCGGAGUAUCAAAUUAAUGCAUCCGUACUGGAAUGGCCUCUCAUGUUACAUGGACACAGUUCGCUUCUACUUCCAUACAGAAAUCAUUUACUGCUGCUAGGAGGAGGAGGGACAUGUUUCUCAUUUGGAACCCACCUGAAUGUACAGCCGGUUCUGCUGGAUCUGCCCCCUUUACAAUGACUGGAUGGAUAUUUGUAUCUGUAUAUAUGUAGAUAGAUAUAUAUAUAUCCACUUUCUUUACCGCAAGUUUCAGUUUUCCUUAACUGUCGCAGUAAUGUAAUAAAAUGGCCCCUGUUCUGCUGUGUUUAAUGUUUUUAGCCAACUUCACUCUGUCCCUUGAGAUUCAGUGUACGUCCUAUACUCAAAUAUAUUGUGUGCUGGCACAGCCGAGAUUUUGUUUUAUCAGUCAUUUUACUUUGUCUUCUAAUGCAGAUCCACUAUGUCCUGUGCCUCUUACAUACAUUUGUAUUGUUAAUAAUAUGUAACCAGGAAUUCUACAUAUAUUUCCUAACUUAAUGCUACAAUUGCAUCUUAAAGUUUCCCAUAAUCUUGUCUCCAGUGAUACAUCGGUUGACACUGAAUUCCUGAACUUCACAUCUUACAAUGUGCAACACAUGAUUUGAUAAACCAUCAGGAAUGUUUUGUGAGAGCCAAAAUGUUAUCUGUCACUUGAUGUUUCCAAGAAGACUGCAGUUAGUAGACAGGGCUAGGGGCGUUAAAACAUAUUGAAAAGGUUCCAGGAAUUAUGGUACUCAUUUGUAUCUGUCUUGUUUGCUAAGCAUGUGGCUGUCUGAGCUCUUGGGAUCUGGUGAAGAGUCAGAAAGGUUGAAGGUAACAGAUGGUGAAUGGAGGUGUUGAGAUAGAUAUCCACUUAACAAUUG
Messenger RNA from Pelobates fuscus (common spadefoot toad), 2821 nucleotides. RefSeq names its product leucine carboxyl methyltransferase 2 (gene LCMT2). The coding region runs from base 138 to 2120 and encodes 660 amino acids. The transcript is spliced from 15 exons. The record is from RefSeq and is a predicted model, not a curated record. NCBI's taxonomy places the organism in Eukaryota, Metazoa, Chordata, Amphibia, Anura, Pelobatidae. Gene Ontology annotation, molecular function: tRNA methyltransferase activity; protein binding. Gene Ontology annotation, biological process: tRNA methylation; wybutosine biosynthetic process.